Physella acuta is the source of this 4212-nucleotide messenger RNA. Its product is annotated as sodium-dependent glucose transporter 1. Gene Ontology annotation, molecular function: D-glucose transmembrane transporter activity. The record is from RefSeq and is a predicted model, not a curated record. NCBI's taxonomy places the organism in Eukaryota, Metazoa, Mollusca, Gastropoda, Physidae.
UACAUAUCUUGGUCAUCCUAAAAAACAAAACAAAAUAUCACUUCCGACUCAGAUUCAGGAUUCUAUGUCGUCUAGGAACUGUUGUUGAGUCAAAAAAACCUUAACCAUGAUGGAAGAAGAAGAAGACACCCUGUUUGACCAAGAGACUCUGUUAGGGGAUAAAGAAAUUGCUUUCAAUGAAAAAGCUUUAUGGAUGAGACGAAUAAUGAAAACCCUUGCUUUGACUAUGUCAUUUUUUUGCCUGGGACUGUGUAUUGCCAUCCCUGGAGCCACUCUGAUUGAGCUGGGUCAGUUAGUGCAGGAUGAUGUGGAUCACAUGUCGUACAUCUUUACGGCCCGUUCUAUCGGCUACUUCAUCGGGUCGCUGGUGGGAGGGGUUCUGUUUGACUUCUUUGACCAGCAGAUCUUGCUCUUCUACACGUUGUCAGCCACUGCUCUUGCUACGGCUGGCGUCCCCUGGUGUAACGCUCUACUUCCCCUGUCACUGUUGAUCUGCAUGCACGGCGUGGCUAUUGGAAUCUUGGACACUGGUGGAAAUGUUUUCUGUUUAAAAAUCUGGGGGAAGAAGAGUGCACCUUAUGUGCAGCUCCUACAUUUUGCUUUUGGAGUUGGAGCUUUCUUAGCUCCUCUCAUUGCCAGCCCAUUCCUGGCUGAUUCAUUUCUUCCUCAAAACUUGACGAAAGUUCCAUUUAAUUACGACCACGCCCUCAACGAUCAGCUAUCCCGGAACAUCCGAUCUUUUGAUAUCCCAAAGCACUUUAAUAAGGAUCUUGGAAUUGGUCUUUUAACCAACUAUAGAGAAUCUGACAUAGACACCAUCAAAUAUGAUGGGAUACAUUUGCAGAGACGUGAAGUGCUGGAGAACAACACCAUGUUUAAUUCUACAGACCUGAGCUUCGCAGAGAAUGAAACCUCAGGUUUAGACAACAGCACCACAACUUUAACAACAACAACAACUUCAACAGAGAGGCCAAGAAAACCUGGCGUUGUUGAUACAUACGGUCUAACUGACAAGCACGCAGAUGGUAGUUUCAAUCAAGAUCAGAUCAAAAAGAUAACGGAGGAAAAAAAAACAAACAAUGAAGGUCAAGCACCUGUAGCACCUCCCACAGCCAUGCCUAACAGCACUGUGUCUGUUUCACCCAGUACAGCUGUUCUAUCCAGCAAUGAUUCAACCUUGACCAUCAACCAAACAGAUUCUAACGAUACAUUGAUUAUAGAACAAACAACUACACCUGACACAACCACAUCAACAUCCACUUCAACUACCACAUCAACUACCACCACCACCACAACAACAACCACUACUACAACAACAGAAUCACCCACUACAACCACAACCUCAACCACUGUAGCCAUAGCAACAUCUAAGACAGCUGGCAGAGUUGUCCCACCUGAUGUUGAACCCAACAACUCCAUCUCCAAACCUAGUGAGGCCACAGAUGAAAUCCCAACCAACAACACAAGAGACAAUGGCAUCCAUAAGCCUAAGUCCUUGGAUGAGAAUUUCGUGGACUAUGUUCUGGAAGGUUUCCGUAAAUUUUCUAAGAUUCAGUUUGCUUAUUUAAUCAUCGGCCUGCUCCUGGCACUCAAUGCUGGGACUUUUCUCUUCCUGUACUGCAACGACAGGCGUGCUAAAUUUUCCCUGGCCGCCCCGUCUCAUGAUGAUCUUAUCAGGCAACCAGAGGCAUUGCUGUACAAACUUUUAAUUUUAGGAUUGUUGUUCUUCUUCUUUGUGGUCUACACCGGCAUGGAGGUUACUUUUGGAGGUCUGAUUACCACAUUUGCCGUGGACUACAGUAAAGGGAAUUUCACCCCCACCCAGGGAGCCACAAUGGCGGCACUGUUUUGGGGGUGUUUAGCUUUAGGCAGAGGAGUCUCUAUCUUUAUCGCCAGAUUUUUUAAGCCCCCGUGCAUGAUUGUAGGGAACUUGUGCUUGACGGUGACCGGAGCUUUUUUCUUAAGUUUUGGUGUGUCCACAAACCCGGACACGCUGUGGUACGGCACGGUCAUGUUUGGCCUGGGCAUGUCCUCCAUCUACCCGUCCGCCAUAUCCUGGGCUGACAACAACUACCCGCUGACCGGCAAAGCCACGGCUGUGUUUGUGGCGGGCUCGGGGAUCGGGGAGAUGACCAUCCCAGUCCUCACUGGCCACUUGUAUAAGAAAGUCAGCCGUAUGUCGCUCAUGUACGUGACCCUGACCCUGUCGUCGACAUUGACUUUGCUGUAUAUGUGCCUGCAGGUUGUCGCCUGCAGGAAAUCCAGAGGAAACAGGUCCCGUUCUGGCUUCAUGCGCCUGCAUAACUCCGACGACAUGGCGGAUUCGAUGGAUAUGGAUUCAGUCAGGCUGACGGAUACAUCUUCAAGAGGAGCGAGGAGGAGGAGAGACGUGAAUGGUGAGAGGGAGGAGAGGUAUAAACAAAAUGGACGGUCUGAGGAGCAACAGAAACUCAAUGGAGGGGAGUAUGAGAUCACAGAGUUCACCAAGUUGGUGGAGUUGAGUGACUAAACAAGAAAGGGAAAUAACUUCAGGGUAUGUUCUUGUGCUAUUUAUAUAAAUAUUAAACAGCAGGUUCAGUACUGUUCAGUACUGUGUUGAAAGGAAAUACAACAAGCUGUUUAUUUUAUGAUUUACCUUUGUGCCCUGGUUGUUUGUCAGGAUAUCAACUAAUAUCAAACUAUUUAUUGUGCUACAUGGUACUCAAUUCUUAUAGAAAUUAAGUCGGCGUUUUUGCUUGAUUUCCAGUUCAGGCUGAGUUCAAGCCAUGUCUUGUUCAAUUAUCAAUAUGCUUUCUCAGUUAUUUUCAUUUUCAUACAAUUUUUACAUAUUAUGUUUGACUAUCUACAGCUUCACUAUCUUUUGAAUUUUAUUAAAAUGUUAAAGUAGUAAUUUUUAGAACUUCCAUAUAGAAGAUCUAUUCACUCACAGAAAAGUGAUCUUACUAUCUAAAUUUGACGUAAACAAAAUCAUUGUUGAUUUUUAAAUGGAUUAAAAAUGCCAAAAUUCGGAAUCGUUGAAUUGUUCUAAACUAGUUAAGUUUUUGAAGUAGAGAAAUUAUUUGACAUAUAAUGUCUUCUGUUAACACAUACACCCAUUGCUUAUAGCAUUAUCUUUUUAUUUUGUUCAUUGUGUUUUUAUUCAUAUAUUUUCAUUUGUACGUGUAGCAUUUAUCACAUAUGGGUAAAUAAAUAUAAAACAAAUGGGAGUCGCCAUUUUGCUUUGAGGCAUCGCCCCUCUCUGUUUGGAGUUAAAGCGAAAAACCAGUUGAUGUAGUGUGGGACACUCAUUGGGGUUUUUAGUUAUUUCUACUUUUGUAAUUACUUUUGUGAAGUUUCUUGAAAGCAUAAGUUCUAAAUGAUUUCGUGUCUUUUAGUGGUGACACCUUAUACCUUUAAUUAAGAAACUUUGAUACAAACAAGUCUCUCAAAAACAGAUAUUUAUUUGAACUGAAAAUGAACUAGAGAUGUGGCUAUCCAUUUUUUGAACACCCCAAAGUUUGUGUGAUAUUGAACACCCUGCAUUAAUGUGACAUUGGACACCCAGAGCUUUCAAGUAAUUGUGGAUUUUAUUGUGUGUGUGCUUUGAUUGUUUUCUGAGUGCUAAAAUUUGAUAUGCAGAUGUUUUCACUUUUCAAUACAUAGUGUUGGUUUGAUGGUUAAAAGGUUGGUUUAUUUAGCAUGUUCCUUGGUACUUACAAAAUUAACCCAGCAUAUUCACCAAACCAUAAGCUUUCUACAAUGUUGUUAGGAAAAUUUUCUCUCGUAAAUUAUCACCAGAAAAACAUUUUUUUUUUACAUUUUUUUUAAAAUGUACAUUUUUUUCAUUUUGAGCCUUGGUGCAAAUUUUGUCUUUGAUUUUUUUUAUCUCAAAGUACACAUCUAAAUUAAUCCUACGCCCUAAAUUUUCCAGGAAAUAAUUAACUGUUGAUCAAUAUUUAUUUAUUGAUGGUGUACCAUGUGGGAAUAUUCAUAUUAAUGAAUUUAAUUUGUAGUAAUUAUUUUUUGACAAACAACUUUAGUUUUAAACUUAAACCAUUUCAUUUCUCAUAUUAUAUUGGCAGUAUUAAUUAGUAUUAUACACCAAAGUUUAUAUUACUAAAAACAUUCAACUCCAGAUUAAAAAAAUACAAUUACAAACCCAAGCUUACUUAUGAUAAGUCCUCUCCAUGGGUUUUCAGUGACAAAAUUACCCACCAUAUAAUGUAUUUGUUA